UUUUCCGAUCGAGCAGUUUGAGUUCUCGUCGUGGAGGACAUUUGGAUUAUUUAUGAACGAAAUCAUAACAAAAACAAACAAGUCUGGUUAAGUUGUUCUGCCCCUGUCAAGCUUAUAAAGCACAAUUGCCAAGCGGGAAACUAAACCAGCUGAGGAGGUCAUUCGUCAAUCAAUAUAACCUCGUAAAGUUGUACCCCCAAUAGGUUUGAAUAUUGAAAACAAACAAUGGCCGAAAAAUUAGAAGAUCUCAAUCUGCCUCUGGCCUCAGUUACUAAGCUAAUAAAGGACGCCCUACCGAAGAACGUGAUGUUAGGCAAGGACACCAAAGAAGCCAUUUCUAGAGCUGCUUCGGUUUUUGUGCUCUACGUGACCUCUCAGGCCUCCCAGGAGGCCCAGAGGCAGAGCAGGAAGACCCUGCAGGGCACCGACGUUAUUAAGGCCUUGGAAGAGCUGGAGUUCGGGGAGUUUAUUGAGCCCCUGCAAGAGGUUCUGAAGGAAAUGAAGGAAACCAAAGAGAAAAAGAAAGCCUCCCCUAAACCGCGUAAAUCCUCCACAGGUGCCAAAGAACCCGAAGAAGAACCCAUGGAGGCCGACAACGACGAACACUAAUAUAGGGACUCAAGUCUCUAUGUACAUAUUCCUAUUUAUUUGUAUACUUUUAUAAUAAACUACUUCACGGUGA
Molecule: messenger RNA, 682 nt
Organism: Anthonomus grandis grandis
Lineage: Eukaryota; Metazoa; Arthropoda; Insecta; Coleoptera; Curculionidae
Gene: Chrac-14
Product: DNA polymerase epsilon subunit 3
Exons: 3
Coding region: 226-609 (127 amino acids)
Biological process (GO): leading strand elongation; heterochromatin formation; DNA damage response
Cellular component (GO): CHRAC; epsilon DNA polymerase complex
Molecular function (GO): protein heterodimerization activity; chromatin DNA binding
Source: RefSeq, a predicted model, not a curated record